Tripterygium wilfordii is the source of this 1837-nucleotide messenger RNA. RefSeq names its product aldehyde oxidase GLOX. The record is from RefSeq and is a predicted model, not a curated record. The transcript has a single exon. Bases 140 to 1768 code for a protein of 542 amino acids. Lineage: Eukaryota; Viridiplantae; Streptophyta; Magnoliopsida; Celastrales; Celastraceae.
UCCACUGCCCUCGUUAAUUAUCAUUUUUUUUUUAUCUUAUCGUGGACCUUCACUUGCUAGUCGUAGUAUAAUUCCUUUAGAAGCUUCAACACUAACACACAGAGUGACAGACAUCACUGUACUCUAAACUCUCUCGCUAAUGGCUUGUCUUCCUUUCCAGAGGCUGCUAGUUCUCUUCACUUUCAAUUCAAUCAUAGUUUUACAGAGAACCAUCAUAUAUGCAAUUGCUCAGUUGCCUGGCACGUGGCAGCUUCUGGUCCCAAAUGCCGGAAUUUCGUCCAUGCACACGGCGGUGACCAGAUUCAACACGGUGGUCCUUCUAGACAGGACCAACAUCGGGCCAUCCCGAAGGAUGCUACGAAAGGGCCACUGCCGCAACGACCCAAGCGACGCCUUUCUGAAACACGAUUGCUACGCCCACUCCAUCGUUUUCGACUUACAAACCAAUCAAAUUCGUCCACUCAUGAUCCUUACCGACACAUGGUGCUCCUCGGGUCAAUUCCUCCCCGAUGGAACCUUAAUGCAAACGGGUGGGGACUUGGACGGGUUCAGGAAGAUCCGGAAAUUUGAACCUUGCGAACCAAACGGGUCUUGCGAUUGGGUGGAGCUCCAAGAUGUGGAAUUAGGAAACGGCAGAUGGUACGCCACAAACCAGAUACUGCCGGACGGUUCGGUGAUUAUUGUAGGCGGGAGAGGAACCAAUACGGUCGAGUAUUAUCCGCCGAGAACUAACGGCCCGGUUCCUUUCCCCUUCCUUGCUGACGUGGAGGAUAAUCAGAUGGACAAUUUGUACCCUUAUGUUCAUCUCCUGCCCAGCGGUCACCUCUUCAUUUUCGCUAACAACAAGGCAGUUAUGUAUGAUCCCCAAACCAAUCAAAUCGUCAGAGAUUAUCCAAUCCUCGACGGAGGCCCACGGAACUACCCGUCAGCAGGUUCCUCCGCUAUGCUGUCACUGGAGGGAGACUAUUCAACGGCUGUGGUUGUCAUCUGCGGUGGGGCCCCAUACGGUGCGUUUAUCGAGAGAAGCACCAAUACCCCGGCUCACGGUAGUUGCGGCCGUAUCGUUGCAACCUCACCUAACCCGGAAUGGGAGAUGGAGGACAUGCCAUAUGGGAGGAUAAUGGGGGACAUGGUAAUGUUACCCACCGGUGAAGUGUUAAUUAUCAAUGGAGCCCAAGCAGGGACUCAAGGCUUCGAGUUGGCAUCAAAUCCUUGCUUAUUCCCAGUCCUGUACAGACCAGAUCAACCGGUUGGGUUACGGUUCAUGACACUAACCCCAGGAACUAUACCUAGGUUGUACCACUCUACAGCUAACCUGUUACCGGACGGGCGGGUAUUGAUUGCGGGCAGCAAUCCACAUUAUUUCUACAAAAUCAAUGCAGAAUUUCCCACAGAAUUACGCAUCGAAGCGUUUUCACCCGAAUAUUUAUCAUCUGAUCGGGCUAAUAUCCGACCCGUUAUAGAGGAAAUUCCGGAGACGGUACGGUACGGAGAGGUUUUCAAUGUAAUUGCGUCGGUGGCGCUGCCUGUGGUGGGUAUAAUGGAGGUGAAUUUGGGGAACGCGCCAUUCGCAACACAUUCAUUCUCACAAGGUCAGAGGCUGGUCAAAUUGACCGUUACGCCCUCGGUGCCUAAUGGCGACGGCCGGUAUAGAAUAGGAUGUACGCCGCCGAGGAAUGGGGCGGUUGCUCCACCGGGUUAUUACAUGGCCUUCGUGGUCAAUAAUGGAGUGCCAAGUGUCGCACGCUGGGUACAAUUGGUGUCUUAAAUGUGUAAUUUAGUUGCAUUUUCAACUUCUGUUUCAAGUGUUAAUAAUACAUAAUUAUUCAACUGGAUU